Ipomoea nil (Japanese morning glory) is the source of this 585-nucleotide messenger RNA. Its product is annotated as ribosome-binding protein 1-like. The transcript has a single exon. The coding region runs from base 1 to 585 and encodes 194 amino acids. The record is from RefSeq and is a predicted model, not a curated record. NCBI's taxonomy places the organism in Eukaryota, Viridiplantae, Streptophyta, Magnoliopsida, Solanales, Convolvulaceae.
AUGGCGCGGAGAAGGGCCAAGAGCGGGGGGCGAAGGAGACUCAAGAGGGAGCGAGAGGGUGCAGCGGGGGGGGGCGGAGGCGCAAAAAGGAUACGAAGGGACAAGGGGCCAAAGGCCAGCAAAGACCACCAAGCGAGCACAGAAUCAAAGAGGGGCCAGGGCCCGAGGGGGAAGGCAAAGGAAAAGGCCGGGCAGGGACAGAGCAGGAGCAAACCACAAACGGAGAAACGGAAGGAAGGCAGGAGCAGCAAAGAAAGGGGGACAAACAAGGGAGGGCAUGGCACGGACGACACGGGGGGACAAGAAGAGGGGGGAGGAAGAGCAAAUAGGGGACGGGAGACACGCAGGAGGGGGAGGUUCCGAGGAGGAGGUACAAAACAAAAGACAAAAAGGCGAGAGAAAGGAAAGGAAAAACACAGGGACCGAGGAGGGGCACGCGGGGAAGAGAGAGACAGGCUAAGAGGGGACAACGGGGGGAGAGGGGAUGUAACGAACGAAGAGGUAGGAGAACGGAAAGGCGGAAGAAGCGGACAGGGGCCGGGAAGGAGGACGCCAGACGGGCAGGGCGCAGAGGAGAGAGGGUAG